This is a messenger RNA of Linum trigynum, 4649 nucleotides long. NCBI's taxonomy places the organism in Eukaryota, Viridiplantae, Streptophyta, Magnoliopsida, Malpighiales, Linaceae. The record is from the annotation of a GenBank genome assembly.
CUCACGUACUUUAUUGCCACAUGACCAAUCAAUUGAAAUAGAUAAAUAGUUCAGCCGUCAGAAUCAUAUUCAUUAAUUAAUCAUCUUCCCAGACGUGUUUGCUUCUCUCAGCAGCGUGAAAGAUGGAGACCAACUAGCAGACGUGUUUGCCAUAUAUAUAAAAGCAGAAUCAGAGCCCAUUUUCAGGGCAACAGUCGUUGGGAUUAAUGGCCGCCGAAGAUGUGGUUUCGUCUGCUUUUGUCGUUCAUUUCUUCUUGACCGUGAUUAUGAUAUUAUUCAAGCCACUCCAUUGUCUCUCAUCAUAUCCUAGUUAUGGUACUACUCGCAGUCCACCGGCUAUGUUCGCUAUUGGCGGCGGCCAAACUGACGUCGGGACUAAUGCAAUCUUGAACUCCUCUGCACCGGGACCGGGCAACACGCCGUUCAAUGGGAUCGAUUGCGACCCUCCCUUGCCCACCGGCCGGUUGAGCAAUUGCUGGGUUGUGGCUGACUUUGUGGCAAUGACUCUGGGUUACGACGAAAGCCCGCCGCCGUUCCUCGCCUUCGUGAACUCGUCCAAGAGGUUCGACCGGGUUAUAACGAGCCGAGGUGUCAGCUUCGGUUCCACAUUGUCUGGCAUUUUCAACUCCACAGGACAGGGCGGUUUAUUUUUCCAAGCGCGUGUGACGGUAGGACAGCAGAUCGAUCAGUUCGGGGCGGUAGUCCGGCCCAGGUUGAUCGCUUUACUGGGCCCAGUAGCUGCAGGCAAUUUUCUGGCCCAGUCGUUCUUCUUGUUGGCCACCGGAAGCAUUGACAUAGCGGAGCAACGGGCGAAUGCCCCUCCCAGCUCCGACCCUCGCUUCCUCCGAUUGUACAUAGCCCAAUAUGUUGAUUAUAUUCGUACUCUGUACGCACUUGGAGGUCGAGUGUUCGGGAUCGUGGCGCCACCACUAGUUGGAUGCUCGUCGUUUUACUACAAUUCGAACAGCAGCAGCGAAUGCGACGCCAGAGCUAAUUCCCUGUCGCUGGCCGCCUUCGACCGCCUUGCAUCGGCGUUGAGGUUGCUACGCUUUACAUAUCCUGAUUUCCGGUAUUCCAUCUGCAAUUCCCCCAACUUCUAUUUCGGCGUCAUCGCGAAUGCACCCGGUUCCCCUGGAUGUGGUUUGACGGAGGCGAGAGCAUCAUGCUGUGGGAACCGAAGGGCAUUGUGUUCGCCAACUUCUGCUCUGUGCGGGAAUCGCGACGAGUAUUUCUUUUGGAACCUUUACUUGCUCACGAGUGAGGGAUCCAGGCUGCAUUCUGCCGCCUGUUUUGGCCGGAAUCCCAGAUACUGGACACCUGUCAGCUUCGCCGCCCUCCUGAAAGACUGAACUCCUCGAUUCCGGCGGCGGAGGCAACUUAAUUAGCUUGCUCUCCUCAUAAGACUUUUCGGUUGUUUUCUUGUCUACACAUAAUAUAAUACACCGAAGGGAAAAACGGGAGCCCCAUUUCAAAUUUCCUGCAACGAGAGUGAAAGUAGGAAGGACAUUUUGGUCUUCACAAUUACUUUUUUUUUAUUCAUUAAAAAUAUAUGUACUGGGAUUCGAACCAUGACCAUUUUAAAGAAAGGCAAGGAUCAUAACCAAUCACACUAAGUACAUUUGUUGUAUCCUUUUAAAUUAAAAACAUAUAAUAGCAGGGUGGAAAAAACUCUUCCCCCAUUUCAAAUUCCCUGUUCCAUGAGCGUUUGUAGGAAGGGUAGAAUAGGGAGUGUCAAUUUUUUUCUCUUUUCUCUGUGGAACGGGCCAACUUACCGUACACAUGCGGAUUUAAACGAGUCCAGGAGUGUCAAUUUUUUUCUUUAUACCUUUUUAUUUAUCCGUGGUGAUAAAAUAUAUAUGAAAAGGCAAAAAUAAUACUUCUUUUUAUUGUUAAAAAUAAAAAAUUUAACAAUAGACUAAUGCAUGGUAUCUAAUGGGCUAACCGCUAACCAUAAAAUAAAAGAGUUGAAUGAGCCUGACCUACAUGGGAUUUGGUCAUCAAGUAAAACAAAUGAACAUCAUGGGUUUGCCAUUCUAAAACAAGCUAUUUUCUCUGGCAUAAUAUAUAUUAUGCUAUUAUUUUAUAUCUUAGUGGCUAAAAUAUAAUGUAUUUUAAAGUUAUUCAAUGGUUCAACCUCGACCAACCCAAUUACUCCAAUUUUUAUCAUUUCAAAUAUAUAUUUUAUAAUUAUUUGACAUCAUAAUGAUCAAAUUAUAGUAUAUUUUAUAGGGAAUCGUUUGGUAUUUGUUAGUAAAAAACUAAACAUAAAAAUCUAUUUGGUUAUUUUAAACAUUAAAACGAUCCUCAACAUUUUCAGUUCCUUUUGAAUUUAUAUGGUUUUAUUCCCGAAUAAGUGAUGUGCAAAUGGCGAAUUGUAGUCGUCUUUUUUCUUUCACUAUUUUUUUAUUUUCAAAUAGAAAGUUUAAAAGUAAAGAAUAAUUAGAAUUUGGCAUGGGUCGGUCAAACAGGUUGAAUUUCAAGUUUUGGCCCAUUUGUUUUAUGCAUUGCAAAUUUAUUAGCAUGUUGAUGGAAAUGGCUUGGAAAAAAGACAUAUAAGUUGUAUCUUUGCAUAAAUGUCCUCAAAUGUUUGAAUGCUUUGUGAAUCAGGUUCUGUGACUUUUGUGAUGGUGUAUGUGCUUGACGAUUGCUCGAUGUUGUAACUACUUAAUUUAAGAGUAAAUCUUUUGAUUUUCCCUAUGAGUUGUGAUACCAGUUCUGGUGGUUGCAGCAUGUUGUCGUUGUUGGCCUGUAAAAGUUGUUUCGCCGUGAUGCUAAAUAUCUUUCUUUCUUUUUUAACAAAUUGUGUAGUAGUGCUAUGAAACAGACCACCCAUGAACGCUACGCUUAUUAUGGUAUGUUCUUACUUCCGGUGGUGAGAAAUUGUGAAUUGAGAAUCAUAUUCGCCUACCGCACUAUGUCUGGUUGGUGGCUGCUUACUGUGCUCUCUAGAGUUAUGAAACAGACUACCCAUGAACUUUACCCUUAAGAGUCCAUAACUUUGCGAAAAACCAAAUAUAGGCAAUCAAAGGUGGUGGAUGUGUGAUGAUUUUUUAUGGCUUAAUUGUUUGUGAAUUAGAUAUCUGAUCUUUGUAUGAUUAGAGGGGAUGUUUGCUUAAUAGAAUAAUCCAUUUUAAUUCAUGUUUAUUUUUAACAUGAACUUUAGUAGCUCAAAACCUUCGAGACACAUAUCACCUACUGCAUUGUAUCAUUUUGCCUGGGUGCUUGCUGUGUUGUCAAACUUCUUUGCUGCUGAUGCAUUUACACUAACAGGGGAGUUAAGAACCCAUGAAUGUUUCCGUUUGACACAAACAAGAGGACUUACUUCUAAAUCGUGCACUAAAGAUGAUUGGAGGAAACAUCUCUGUUGCAGUUGAUACACUGGAGACCAUAACAAAAGCAACGUAUAACAUCAAAACCAACCAUCUGAACUAUUAGCAUUGUUGCUUUACUCUUUUUUCGUGGUUGAGUCUCCUUCAGAAAAUUUAGUUUGAUUUUAUAAAAUUUUGCUUCUGCAGUCCUGUCUUGCCACCAACGCGUUCAGUAGAUGGAGAUGGCAGAGGCGAAGGCUAUUUUGUGUUGUUGUUGCUGGUUUAGGGAUCGGUUUGUGAAGAAGAAGGAGAAGAGAGGGGGAAAGGGAAAUGCAAGAGAGGGGGAUAACUCUUUUCUCCUACAAAAAUGGAGUGAAGAAAGGAAUUAUGAUCAGUAAGGAUAUGGUUAUCUUACAUAACUGUGUCUAUUCUGUUUGAAUUGAGCUUGGGAGGUAGUGAUAAGGACGAGCUGCAACCAAUUCAUAGUGAUAAGAGUGCUAUUAACUGUGAUCAUGUCUUAUUUCAAGUUAGAAGGUAGUUUCAGUAUAGGGAUUAUUUAAUUUGACAAGUUGUUUCGUCCAUGAUUCUUGGUAGUUUCAGUGCCAUUCUAGCCAUUGUUUAGUCUGUAAUUUUUGAGAAUUGAUGUGCGAGUAAUGACUUUCACUUAGCUUCAACUAUUAUGUGUGUAUUUAUUGGCAUGUGAUAGAAUUCUCUUUUCCUUUUCUUUGAAUUCAGUUUCAUACUCUAAUUGUAUCAUUUGUACAUAGGCAAAUCAUGCUCGAGAUGACAACUCGCUGAUAUGGCUGGUGCAAGGAAUGAAGCCAUCAUUAAAAUUCAGACCGACAACGGGGAGGGAUGCCCAGGACUAAUUCAAUGAUGAUUGAUGAUGGUAUGAUAAAAACUGCAGUCUGCAUCAGCACCAAUUUCUAGGCCUAAGUAAAGUUAUUCAACCCAGAACUCUGCUUAGCGCUAAAAAUUGCCCUCACCCAACCUUUAUCCUGUUUGACCCACUUCUGAAGAGUCAAGAUAUAUUACUAAUUCUCUCCGUUUGUAUUUUCUUAUUGACUCUUUCUGACCCUUUAGGUUGGGGCGGGGCGGGAAGAAUCGGAUUAGUGGGCCGGUCUUAAUCAAGUGGAAUCACAAUCCCUUCACUCUCACUUGCUUUCUCUCCCAUUCCACAAGUGGGUAACAUACAGUAAUCCGGCCAACGGGCCGGGUAAUAAGCUAGUUUCUUUUAUAAAUUCCUAUGUCACACGAGAAUAUUACUCUUCUCUGGCCAUCUUUAAGCAUUGGGUUUUCACAUUGACAGAACUGAGGUCUGAGUAAAAUAUAGGCAAAAUG